This is a messenger RNA of Necator americanus (New World hookworm), 597 nucleotides long. RefSeq lists its product as uncharacterized. Bases 1 to 597 code for a protein of 198 amino acids. The record is from RefSeq and is a predicted model, not a curated record. The transcript has a single exon. NCBI's taxonomy places the organism in Eukaryota, Metazoa, Nematoda, Chromadorea, Rhabditida, Ancylostomatidae.
AUGGACAGGCUUGACUGCACGGAAAGAAAGCUGUUUAGACGGCUUCUUGGCUACUUUUGGCUUAGGGUUUGCCAGAAUGAGGAGCUUUACGCGGAAAUCCAUGGGGUGUGCCGGCUGGUCACACGUGGAAGAUACCAACAUCUUGCACCGCCAUCGAAAGUGGCUACAGAAAAUUGUCUUCGCUUCUUUGGACAUACAUUAAGGAGACCAAGAGAUCGCCUUGUUCAACGAAUUUUGAGGAGUUUGUCGGAUUCAAGCCGGAAGUGGCUACCUGGUAGAAAACGGAAGUUCUGGACUGAGGUGGUGAAAGAGGACCUGAGGACACUCGACGUGGAUAGGCAGUUCAGGCGAAACUUAAGGUUUCGCCGGGUAGGGAAUAUUCCGGGAUCGAUUCCGUGCAAACUCUCGUCGAAGAUCGAUGAAGGUUGGGCAGAGCUAUGUUCAAGGAGACACACCUCGGCGAAGAUGCGAGUAAUCGCGUCAGGCGAUGACAUCAGCCCGCUGGUUAAGUCAAGUCAAGUAAGCUAUCAUUCGUAUCUAUUAUCUAUGGUUUGUCUUCAUAUUACAGCUAACUGUAAAUAUGGUUUGACUUUGUAG